GGACCUCUCCCCAGUUCUGUAAGCCCCUGAGGAGAGAGGGAGGCCUUCCUCUCCAUGCUCCUUUUGCGGGAACUCCCUGGCACCAAAACCAGAGGGGACAGGACGGUCUCUGAGGAGGAUGGGACAGUAGGGGGCCUGGACCGGAGAAGUUACAGCCCCUUCCUAGACAGCCCCUCCCUGCCCCUCAGCACAGCCUCAACCAAGACGUUCCCCACCUUUGAUCACCAUUCCAAGUAGGAGAAACUGGCCCAGGGCUUCCUUACAGCAGAGAAGCGUGAGCUGGCCAUGACGGAAGAGGUAUGGAUGGGCACCUGGAGGCCCCAUCGCCCCCGGGGGCCCAUCAUGGCCCUCUACAGCAGCCCUGGACCCAAGUACCUGAUUCCACCAACAACAGGCUUCAUGAAGCACACGCCCACCAAGCUACGCGCACCAGCCUACAGCUUCCGUGGGGCCCCCAUGCUCCUGGCAGAGAACUGCUCCCCGGGGCCCCGCUACAAUGUAAACCCCAAGAUACUGAGGACUGGCAAGGACCUUGGCCCUGCCUACUCCAUCCUGGGGCGCUACCACACCAAAACCAUGCUGACCCCUGGCCCAGGUGACUACUUUCCAGAGAAAUCCACCAAGUUCGUGUUCGACUCAGCACCCAGCCACUCCAUCUCUGCUCGGACAAAGACGUUCCGUGUGGACAGCACCCCAGGCCCCGCGGCGUACAUGCUGCCCGUGGUGAUGGGGCCCCACACCGUCGGGAAGGUCUCCCAGCCCUCCUUUUCCAUCAAGGGCCGCAGCAAGCUGGGCGGCUUCAGCGAUGACCUACACAAGACCCCAGGUCCUGCAGCCUACCGCCAAACUGACAUGCAGGUGACCAAAUUCAAGGCUCCACAGUACACCAUGGCUGCCCGUGUAGAGCCUCCAGGGGACAAGACCCUCAAGCCAGGACCAGGCGCCCACAGCCCUGAGAAGGUGACCCUGACCAAGCCCUGCGCCCCCAUUGUCACCUUCGGCAUCAAACACUCUGAUUACAUGACACCCCUGGUGGUGGAUGUGGAAUAGCCCGGCCCUACUGUGCCGCAUCACGCCCGACAUCUGCACAAGAUUCACUGGGCCACGGAGCUCGAGGCUGUCUUCACCCGCUGGGCUGCGCUGGCCGGCCCCGCAGGGCAGAGCACGCUUGUUUGGAUGAUUGUAACCAGUUAUUUUUUCCUACUCUAUUUUACCAUUUGCCGUCUUGUUUUCUGCUGUGCCCAAAGUAUUUAAUAAAUCAGAUUGCAUUAA
This is a messenger RNA of Saimiri boliviensis boliviensis (Bolivian squirrel monkey), 1272 nucleotides long. It is a transcript of the gene CIMAP1A, whose product is annotated as ciliary microtubule associated protein 1A. Gene Ontology annotation, cellular component: cytoskeleton; outer dense fiber. NCBI's taxonomy places the organism in Eukaryota, Metazoa, Chordata, Mammalia, Primates, Cebidae. The record is from RefSeq and is a predicted model, not a curated record.